CUCCCGACCUCCCAGUUUCCCGGCGUGCUUCAGGCCCGCCAAAUGGGAGGGGGAGACGCAAGAUGGCGGCAGCCGCGAACUCCGGCUCCAGCCUCCCGCUGUUCGACUGCCCGACCUGGGCAGGUAAACCUCCACCUGGCUUACAUCUGGAUGUAGUGAAAGGAGACAAACUAAUUGAGAAGCUGAUUAUUGAUGAGAAGAAGUAUUACUUAUUCGGGAGGAACCCUGAUCUGUGUGACUUUACCAUCGACCACCAGUCUUGCUCUCGAGUCCACGCGGCACUGGUUUACCACAAGCACCUGAAGAGAGUUUUCUUGAUAGAUCUCAACAGCACACAUGGCACUUUCUUGGGUCACAUUCGGUUGGAACCUCACAAGCCUCAGCAGAUUCCCAUUGACUCCACGGUCUCGUUUGGUGCAUCCACAAGGGCAUACACUCUGCGAGAGAAGCCUCAGACAUUGCCAUCGGCUGUGAAAGGAGAUGAGAAGAUGAGUGGAGAGGAUGAUGAACUCAAGGGCUUGUUGGGACUUCCAGAAGAGGAGACCGAACUUGAUAACCUGACAGAGUUCAACACUGCCCACAACAAGCGGAUUUCAACCCUUACAAUUGAGGAGGGAAAUCUGGACAUUCAGAGACCAAAGAGGAAGAGGAAGAACUCCCGGGUGACUUUCAGUGACGAUGAUGAGAUCAUCAACCCAGAGGACGUGGAUCCCUCUGUUGGUCGCUUCCGGAACAUGGUGCAGACGGCAGUGGUCCCAGUCAAGAAGAAGCGGAUGGAGGGCUCCGGCUCCCUGGGCCUGGAGGAGUCGGGGAGCAGGCGCAUACAGAACUUUGCCUUCAGUGGAGGACUCUACGGGGGCCUGCCCCCGACACACAGUGAGACGGGCUCCCAGCCUCACGGCAUCCACGGGACAGCACUCAUCGGCGGCCUGCCCAUGCCAUAUCCCAACCUCGCCCCGGACGUGGACUUGACUCCUGUUGUGCCAUCAGCAGUGACCAUCAACCCCACACCAAACCCUGCAGUCUAUAACCCUGAAGCUGUAAAUGAACCCAAGAAGAAGAAAUAUGCGAAGGAGGCUUGGCCGGGCAAGAAGCCCACACCUUCCUUACUGAUUUGAUAUUUUGGUUAUGGAGAGGGUGGGGAUGGGUGGGAGCGGGUGGAGGGGUGACAAGGGGAGCUAAUGAACUAGGGAGAAAACUUUCCAUGUGUGCAGUAUCGUCUUUCAGAAAGUCUCCUGGGGUCCUAACCAUAUACUGAGGCUAGGGGUGGGCCUAAAGUACCAGUAAAGACCUGAGUCAGAACGCUUGAAUCGUCAGAGAAAGGCUUCCUGGGUCCUCCUGAGAAGGCUGCCCUGCUGCUCUCCCUGUGCCGCCUCUGUUGUAUGUGAAGUGGCUCACAGGUGGAAUCAGAGCUAUGGAGGGUGGGAGCCUCAUUUGCAUUCACUUCCCUCCCUUGUGAGUCUCAGAUAGCAAAGCUGUUGCCAUGGAUUCCAGGCUCUUUGACGUUGUUCAUUUAAACCAAGGUGUAAACUUAAGUGGUUCCCUGGUUUUGAGGUCCAAUAGUUAGGCCGUUCUCCUCUGUCCUUUCUGCUGGAGUGAGACCAUUUUGAGUUCCCUUCGUCUGUGGCCAGUGUCAUGGGCACAGGUUUAUGGGUUUUACCAUAUUGUUGGACUUGAGCUCUUUUCCUUGUCCACACUGGAUACUCCACUUGCCUAGUUCUCAUUUAGUUCAAGUACUGCCCUCCCUGCUGUGGCACGCCUUCUGUGUGUGCCGUGAGGCGGUUUCUUGUGGAAUGACCAGCCGGGCAGUUCCAUUGAACAGGGAGACUUUGCAAGGACCAGGUUUGUGGUAGGAGGACAUGCUCAGGUGUUGUGUGGAGGCUCCCCUGAAACCCCCACAGAGAGUUCUGGUUAUUCAGAGCCCUAGGACCUGGCUAACAGGAGACAAGGUAGGAACCAUUGUAUGAGCUUUGUACAGAUUUGUACAUUUGUGUAAUAGGCCUUUUCUGCUUUAAGUGUAGCUUUUUACCUGUAACCUUUAUUACAUUGUAAAUUAAAUGUAACUUUUGUCAUU
Psammomys obesus (fat sand rat) is the source of this 2074-nucleotide messenger RNA. RefSeq names its product protein phosphatase 1 regulatory subunit 8 (gene Ppp1r8). Gene Ontology annotation, cellular component: nuclear speck. Bases 63 to 1118 code for a protein of 351 amino acids. Gene Ontology annotation, molecular function: mRNA binding; protein binding; protein serine/threonine phosphatase inhibitor activity. Lineage: Eukaryota; Metazoa; Chordata; Mammalia; Rodentia; Muridae. The transcript is spliced from 7 exons. The record is from RefSeq and is a predicted model, not a curated record.